Molecule: messenger RNA, 1056 nt
Organism: Psammomys obesus (fat sand rat)
Lineage: Eukaryota; Metazoa; Chordata; Mammalia; Rodentia; Muridae
Gene: Tex55
Product: testis expressed 55
Exons: 3
Coding region: 1-1056 (351 amino acids)
Cellular component (GO): nucleus
Source: RefSeq, a predicted model, not a curated record
AUGGAUGAACCUCCAGGAGAGGCUCCAGAUGGAUCCUUCAACCAGGAAAACAUAGCCCAAUCCCCAGAUAACCAGAAGACCCAGGGAGAAGCAGGACAGGCUGCUCACAGAGGUUCCAAACAUCCUGAGGAUGAACAACCUGAGCCAACUGGCGACAAGGCACCCAGCCAAGCUGCUAACACAAGGUCUGGACAGACUGACCAAGGAGCUUCCGAAGAACUGAUGGACCACAGAUCACCUAGCAGUGCUGAGAUAAAAGCAUCUCAGCAAGUUGACCAUAAAAUAUCUGAGCCACCUAGUCAGCAAAUACCCAGGAAACUUGAGGGGAAAGUCCGUGAGGAGAUAGAGGUUGGAAUGUCUUUGCCAACUAGUAAGAGAGCUUCUGAGCAGACUGACCAGAGUUCAUCCUACCAAACUGACUCUAGAAUGUCAGGGAAGAGCCAACCAUACAGCACAGAUGAUUACGAGGCUGAAGACUUUCCUGUUCAACGUAGGUUUCGUGAGGAUAAGGAAGCAGACUAUGCCCGUAUGGGACGUGCAACAGAAAACGAGGCUGACUCAUACUACAAACCCUUUGCCCAGGGUUCAUUAUCUGAAACCUUUGACAACAAUGAAGCGGACCAAAAAAUACAGCCUUGCACAUUUGAAGAGAGUCAAAUAGAACUCCGAUCCAGAGCUUCAACAGGGAAAACAGAAAGUUCAGCCACGGUCCAAGUCUUCCCACCUGAGUCUGAAAUAGCCACUGACUUCCAGUUCUCACGUGAAAAACUGCCCCACAUUACAAGCAAAACAUACUAUUUCUCCAAUCAAGAAACAGUUCAAGGCACAGAAAACACUACUGAUGCUUACGAAGAAUUUGAGCAAAGAAAGGGUUUUCAAAGAUACAGCCAAGCUAGCAGGAGGCGGUUCCCUCCCAUCGUUUAUGAAGAUCCUUAUCAAAUUGCGCUCCGAUACAUGGAAAAGCACAACAUUCUUCAGAUAUUCCAGCAGAUCACUGAAAACCUAGUCUAUGAAAAGCCUGAUGACCCCCUGGAUUUCAUGCUGGGCCAGGUAUGA